Venustampulla echinocandica is the source of this 912-nucleotide messenger RNA. RefSeq lists its product as uncharacterized. The coding region runs from base 1 to 912 and encodes 303 amino acids. Lineage: Eukaryota; Fungi; Ascomycota; Leotiomycetes; Helotiales; Pleuroascaceae. The record is from RefSeq and is a predicted model, not a curated record. The transcript has a single exon.
AUGCCUUUACCCAUGCUUUGGAGCAAAAAGUACAGCCUUGCACCUAUCGCCAUCCUCAUCCUCGUCGCCCUGACCGCUAUCUACUCUUUGCGAGCCCCUUUUUUGGAAUUCGCUACUUCCCACGCUCUGCCAUCGUCAUCGAAAAUACCGGCUUCAAAAAAUGUCGCUGUCAUGAUCGAAGACCGAGCCCUUGGCAAUAUCGUACCUCUCCUUUUGCACUUUGCCUCAGUCCUUGGUCCUGAAUGGCCGAUAAUAUAUUAUACAUCUGUAAUUAGCCACCCAAAUUCAACAGCCUUUCGUCGCGCGGUCGAAGAGGGCCGCAUAUCGAUCAGACCAUUGCCAAAGGGCGUGGAAUUCGCAAAGCACCAAUCUGUAUCCGAAUUUCUUACGAAGCCUUGGCUUUGGGAACAGCUCGCUCCGGCAGGGCAUGUUUUGAUGUUCCAAGCCGACAGCAUUAUUUGCUCCAAUUCUGAGAUCCGAAUUGAGGACUUUCUUGAAUACGACUUUGUUGGGGCACCAAUCGACGUGCCAAUCACUCCACCGGAUGGGCAUGGGGAAGGAUAUAACGGGGGUUUCUCUUUGCGGAAUAGGUCUAUGAUACUCGACAUCGUCAACACAUUUAGUUGGCAGGGAGAGAAGGAGGAGGGAAAAAUCACACAGGCACCGUGUGUCACCCAAGAACCAUGUCUGAAAUUCGAGGAUCAGUGGUUCUACCACAAAAUGAAGGAGAAUGGAGCACGCUUACCCACCAAAGAAGUCGCCUCAAAGUUUGCAGUCGAAACAAUAUGGAAUGACAGACCCCUGGGAUUUCACCAAGUAGAAAGAUGGAAUAAGGAUAAGAUAGGUAAAGUGACGGAGUGGUGCCCAGAAUAUGCGAUGGCCACGAAUGACCUUCUGGUCAAGCAUCCGUAG